Coregonus sp. 'balchen' is the source of this 1287-nucleotide messenger RNA. The record is from the annotation of a GenBank genome assembly. NCBI's taxonomy places the organism in Eukaryota, Metazoa, Chordata, Actinopteri, Salmoniformes, Salmonidae.
CCCAAUUCUGACUUGUGCUCUGAUAUCUGCUUCACUGAUUUCUGCUCUCGUAAAAGCCUGGGCUUUCUGCACGUUAACACAAGAAGCUUAUUACCUAAAAUUGAUCAAUUGAAAGUGUGGGUUCACAGCUCCAAUCCAGAUGUGUUGGUCAUUACUGAGACGUGAUUAAGAAAUAAUGUUUUGAACACUGAUGUUAACCUUUCUGGUUAUAACUUAUUUCGGCAAGACAGAUCUUCCAAAGGUGGUGGAGUAGCAAUCUUUACCAAGGAACACCUUCAGUGCUCUUUGUUGCCUGUUGCUGGGUGUUAUUGUCCACCAUCAGCACCGGCCUGUACCCUACCUGCCCUAAGCUCUCUCCUGGCCCCUUACGCUAAGUCUGAAUUUGUCCUGCUAGGUGACCUAAACUGGGACACGCUUAAACCACCUGACCAAGUCCUAAAGCAAUGGGACUCCCUAAAUCUUUCUCAGAUUAUUACCAAUCCCACAAGGUAUGACUGCAAACACCCAGAAAAGGCUACUCUCCUUGAUGUUAUCCUCACAAAUAAUCCCGAUAGAUAUCAGUCAGGUGUUUUCUGUAAUGACCUUAGUGAUCAAUGUUUACAGCCUAUGUUCGUAAUGGCUACUCAGUGAAACGACCUGUCCUGAUUUGUCAUAGACGCUUGCUAAAAAACUUGAAUGAGCAAGCCUUCCUUCAUGAUCUGGCCUCUGUAAAUUGGUAUAGAAUCAGCUUGAUCCCCUCUGUCGAAGAUGCUUGGACCUUCUUUUUUGAUAUUUUCAGUGGUAUUGUUAACAAACACGCCCCCAUAAAGAAAAAUAUAAUUAAAAACAGGUUCAGCCCCUGGUUCGACCGUGAUCUGGCAGAGUUACUCCACCUCAAGAAUUCAAUUUCGCGAAAGGCUUGGCACACGCUUACUCAGGCUGACUGGCUCUCGUCAGUCUAUCCGGAAGGCUAAAGCUAGUUACUUUAAGGAGCAGUUCUCUCUCUGUGGGUCUAACCCCAAGAAGUUCUGGAAAACGAUUAAAGACCUGGAGGAUAAACCCUCGUCCUCACAGCUGCCCAUGUCCCUUAAUGUUGAUGAUGUGGUUGUUACUGACAAAGAGCACAUGGCUGAGCUCUUUAAUCACUACUUCAUUAAGUCAGGAUUCCUAUUUGACUCAGCCAUGCCUCCUUGCCCGUCCAACAUUUCCUCAUCUCCUAGUCCUUCUAAUGUGACUAGCCCCGAUGCUCCUCCCUCUUUUUCCCCUACCCCGCUACAAAGUUUCUCCCUGCAGGCAGUCACAGAGUCU